AUGGCCGCCUCGCUGCCCUGCCUUAGCGCAGGGCGUGCAGCCUCGAGGCCGUUAGGCCUGAGCCGCAGCUUUCUGCUGCGGCUACUGCUGCUGCUGAACUCCGGUUACAAAGGAGACAGCACCAAACCAGCUUGUGGCCAACCUUGGUGGCCGAAGAACUUGGACCUGUCUCGCCAUUGGCCCUGGGAAGUGAGCCUCCGAGUGGGAAAUGAGCACGUGUGUGGAGGGGCCCUCAUUGACCUCAACUGGGUGGUGACUGCUGCCCACUGCAUCGAAGGCACAAAAGAGUAUUCAGUGAUUCUUGGCACCUCCAAGCUGAUGCCCCCGAACUCCACAAGAACCCUCUUGAUCCCUGUGAGGGACAUCAUUAUGCACCCCAAGUACUGGGGCCGGACCUUCAUCAUGGGUGAUGUGGCCCUUCUCCAGCUUUACAAUCCUGUCAUCAUCAGCAAGUAUGUGCAGCCCAUCUGCCUUCCGGAGCCCAACUACAGCCUCAAGGUUGGGACACAGUGCUGGGUAACUGGCUGGGGCCAGGUUAAACAGCGCUUCUCAGCCAACUCCACUCUGGCCCCAGAGCUGCAGGAGGCCGAGGUGUUUAUCAUGGACAACAAGAAGUGUGACCAGAUUUACCGCAAGAAGUCCCACAUCCCCCGUGUUGUCCCCCUUGUGCUGGGGGAUAUGAUUUGUGCCACCAAUUACAAAGAAGACUUGUGCUCUGGGGAUUCUGGGGGUCCAUUGGCUUGUGAAGUCGAGGGCAGAUGGAUUCUUGCUGGGGUGUUGUCCUGGGAAAAGGCCUGCGCCAAAGUACGUAAUCCGGGCGUGUAUACCCGUAUCACCAAAUACAGCAGAUGGAUCAAGAAGCAAAUAAGCAAUGGGAUUCUCUCAGUUCCCUGCACUUCUGCCUGGCUCCUACUCCUGUUCUGGCUGCUGCAGCCCCAGAUGGGCCCCUGA
Budorcas taxicolor (takin) is the source of this 951-nucleotide messenger RNA. RefSeq names its product serine protease 45. The record is from RefSeq and is a predicted model, not a curated record. Gene Ontology annotation, molecular function: serine-type endopeptidase activity. Gene Ontology annotation, biological process: proteolysis. NCBI's taxonomy places the organism in Eukaryota, Metazoa, Chordata, Mammalia, Artiodactyla, Bovidae. Bases 1 to 951 code for a protein of 316 amino acids. The transcript is spliced from 6 exons.